CAGUUCGUCCUCAACAAACCUCCCGCCCACUCAUCGCACAUGCCCGCACGUCGCGCGCAGGCGGCUCUCCUGCCCCCACAUGGCGGCCACCAACCCUUCGUCUCCAACCGAUCCAAGCUAUAAGAACACCCCGCCCCCCGUCCUCUUCCCCCCAGGCAAGCUAGCUGCAAGCAAGGGCGCGGCACCAAGUAGUCAUAGCAAGUGUGGUCAUCCUUGAUCAGGCUUGCUAGCUAAUCACACCUUGUCAGUUCUUCCUCGUCGAUCGAUCUCCGACCGACGGCAGCUAGCAAUCCAAGAAGAGUCGUGAUGGAGAUGAAGAAGGUCGCCUGCGCCGUCCUUGUGGCCGCCGCCUCGGCCACCGUGGCCCUCGCCGCCGACGCCCCGGCGCCCUCACCCACCAACGCCUCUGAAACCUCCUCGGCCGCCUUCCCGGCCAUCGGCGCGGUGAUCGGCGCCUCCUUGCUCUCCUUCUUCGCCUGCUGCCUCCAGUAACUGCUAGAGGAGGAGGAGGAGCAGGAAGCUUGGUGCUGGCUGCGGUUGUAUUCUAUUUAUGUUUUGUAUACAAGUUACCUUAAUUCGGGUUUAAUCUGGAUUAUUUGGCCAUAUCGAUUGAUCCAUUCAUUUGAUUUUGCUUUGACGUUUCUCCCCCUCUAUGUUAUUUUCCACCUGUAAAGAGGGGAGGAGCGGAGGCGCUAUUUGUUUGGGCAUGAAAGUUGGAAAUUAAUCGAUAUACCCAUUUGUUUGAAUUGU
This is a messenger RNA of Panicum virgatum (switchgrass), 750 nucleotides long. RefSeq names its product arabinogalactan protein 23-like. Bases 307 to 492 code for a protein of 61 amino acids. The transcript has 2 exons. NCBI's taxonomy places the organism in Eukaryota, Viridiplantae, Streptophyta, Magnoliopsida, Poales, Poaceae. The record is from RefSeq and is a predicted model, not a curated record.